CUUUGUGACACGGUGUACCAUGGUCACCACGCCAUGGAACGGGUAUCCUAGAGCCCUUUGUGACACGUGGUGACAUAGGAGCUGGUGGCGACAAGAACACUCCAGAGUGCUCGGAGCACACAACGGGACAGGACGAGACAGAGCAGUGCUGUGAGGAGCCCCACACAGCACACUCGUUCGUGUCUGACCCGGAGCCUUUCCGAAGUGUUAUUCCUGCAGCUGACCUCGAGGCCAGACCACAGGACUUGCUGACCCGUGGCCUUCCCGAGGCUUCUCUCCUGCAGGUGCCCUCGAGGGCAGACCGUGGGCCUUGGUGCCCCGGAGGCAUCUCCCAUCCCUGCCGCCAGUGCCCUCGAGGCCAGACCACCAUCCUUGACAGGACUCUCCUGCCCUUGUGGCAGGAGCCCUCCAGAGCAGAGUGCAGGACGUGCUGUCCUGUAGCCCUCCUGAGGCUUCGCUCUUGAAGGUGCCUUCCAGGCACGACUGCAGGACUUGCUGACUCGGAGCUUUUCCGAGGCAUCUCUCCUGCAAGCAGCCACAAAUCCAGUCAGUGACAUGGAGCAGAGACCCCUGAGAGUGCCCAAGCUGGCCUGUGUGGAGGAAGAGGAAGAAGGCCCUGGAGCUGCCCCAGCACAGGAGAAGGAAGAGGUGGUGCCGUUCAAGCCACUGCAGGAGGAUGCAGCUGUGGAGCGCACACAAGAGCAGCAAUCCAGCCGUGGCCUCUUCCACAGAACAGCACAGCUGGUUUGCAAAUUAAUCAAGAGAAUUCGGGAGGAAGAGACCAGCACCGUGGGCACUGGGCUCAGAGCAUACUCGCACAUCUUCAAAACCAAGACCAGUGCUGCCCUGCUGGAUAUGCUGGUAGAGGAGGGCUUUUGCAAUCCAAAGCAAGUUCCCGCCAUGGUCAGGUACAUCCACCAGUGGCUCAUGGCCAAUCAGUUUGCUGAGCACAGGCUGAACAGGACCCUGCUGGAUCUCACCGAAGCACAGCCCGCUGACGUACUGGUGACGCUCCUGCGUGUGGCCCCAUCCUGUGACAGAGCUGCUCUGACCAUGUGGAAGAGCAUCAUGUGCUCGCCCAGGACUGCGGAGCCUGCGCUGCUGAUACUCCUGGAUGUGCUGGGGAGCUGGCCCGAGCACAGCAUGUGCACCUCCGAUGGGGACAAAACGGGUGUCUUGGUCCUGGCUGCCACUGUGGUGAUGUGGAAGAUCCUCCAGGUGCCCUGUGUCCCACACGUGGUGACGGUGUAUUUCCCCCGCCUCUUUGUGCAUCUGCUUUUCCAAGUGUUCUUCACCACCCUGGAUAUGCCAGAGGAGGUCCAUACCUUCUGGAAGGGAUGCCAAGAGCAAUAUGACCUUGCCGCCAGCCCCAACAGGUUUGCAGUGCGGACCCUGAAGUCCCUGCUCUGCCAAAUGCAGCACGAGGACGUGGUGGUGGCGAUGGAAGCACCAGCGUGUGGCUGGGACACGCUGCUGUGUGCUGACACCCACCACUAUGCCGUGGCUCUGCUGGCCAGGGAGAUGUCCUGUGUCUCCAUGUCCUUGUGCUCCCGCAUCGCUCGCUACCUGCUCCGGCUGCUCAGCACACAGGAGCCACGCUGGGAGCUGCCCGCCCUGGCCUUCCUUGCGGAGGUCCUCGAGUUCCUGGACUUGAGUGAACGUGGUGCUAAGAGAGUCCUGCAGAUCUUGUCAAGGCACCUGCGGAGCGAGUGCAGGGAGAGGCGUCGCCUGGCACUCAGGGCCCUUCUCAAGUUCACUGACGAGCCCUCCAUGGACACAGAUGGAGAGAUAGUUUGCAUGACGGUCAUGCUACUCAGCUUUAUAAUCUUGGACAAUGACACGCUGAUAGCCGGCCCCAUCACACUGCAGCUGGUUGAGGCGCUCCUGCCACUCUUUGACCACGCCUGUGCCAAGCUGAGCCCCUUGCAGCCAAUGCUGAGGUCUUAUUCUCUUCCUUUCAUCCAGGACAAUAACCAGGUGCAGGUGCUCUCCAUACUCCUCUUCCGAACAUUGGUGACGCUUCCACGGAAAAAGGAAAAAAAGGCCCUGAAGACACCCCUGCGGCAGAGCCUGCUGCCACUCUUCUUCCACUGCCAUGAUGAGAAUCGGCUUGUGGCACAGGUUUCUCAGGAAACGCUGCUUUGUGUGGCCGAGCUCCUGAAGAGGAGGGAUCUUGAAAAACAGUUGAAGAACAAGAAGCUGUGGAAGUUCACCGAGUGCCUGGUAAGGAGGGCCUGGAAGCCCCAGCCUCAGCCUGGAGAAGCCCCCUGA
This is a messenger RNA of Passer domesticus (house sparrow), 2271 nucleotides long. RefSeq lists its product as uncharacterized. Gene Ontology annotation, cellular component: cytoplasm. The record is from RefSeq and is a predicted model, not a curated record. Bases 556 to 2271 code for a protein of 571 amino acids. Lineage: Eukaryota; Metazoa; Chordata; Aves; Passeriformes; Passeridae. The transcript has 12 exons.